ACACAUCUCAAGUUUUGAGAAUUGCCGCAAAACCUAUCUCGUACAAAGAGAACCCCUAGUAACCCAAGUUACAUAAUCCCUCGCAAUCAAAAAACGAAUUCGGAGUCACCGCAACGAGUUCUUUUUUGGGGGCCUGCAGUGACAGGUUCACAGUACUUUAGCAUUAUUCUUCCGCAUCACCCUCCUUCAAUUCUUGAAUAAAACACCAGACGUCAGCGGCUUAGUCCGUCCGCACCCGUCAAACGACCUAACGAUUGCAUACUUGUUGUUAUUCUUCCAAGCAUAUCUUACUUAAUUCGUUCGUUGGCAACUGCGGUUUUACCAACCACCGAACCAACAAAGUCCGACCCCCGGGAAAGGCCAGCAGAAAUGCACGCCACGGUCACCACCUGUUGACCUGUACAAAACAACGAACUCAACCCGCCACCUACAAUUUCCUUUCCUUUCCUGUGUACUAGAGAUCACUCAUGGCAUCACCACUACCUCCAGAUCCCUACCAAGCUUUGGGUGUGUCCAAAGAUGCCGAUGUAUCAGCCAUCCGCAGCGCUCACCGAAAACUCGCCCUCAAAUUCCACCCCGAUCGAAUCCAGGACGAGGCGCUUCGGGAAAAAGGCAAAGAUGAGUUCCAAAAGAUCCAGCAAGCCUACGAAAUCCUCAGUGAUCCUGUACGGAGAUCGAGAUAUGACGACCGUGUCCGACUAGCAGAGCUUCGGAAAGAGGCCAUGAUGAGAGAACCACCGCCACCUUCCUCUACCAGGUCAUAUCCCAUGCGACCAGCUCCGCAACCAGCCCCGACGUCUACGAGGGAAUAUCGCGAUGAUGGAAAUUUCUUCGAGGAAGUCCGCCAACCAAGAAACGCUUCAGCAUACGAAUAUCGAGACAUAUACGAUGAAGAGCCAAUCCCACGCCCGAAUGCUCGGAAGAAUACUGAUUACGAGAGAAGGCCUGCUCCGCCUCCUAGGCCAGCCGAGAAAUCAAAGAAACCGUCGGCUGCUUGGGAAAGAGCCAUGGCCGGAGCAAAGUCCAAGGUCCAAGCGGACAAGACGAAGACGAGCAAAGCAGAUGAGAAGAUGACAGAUCGGGAGAAGAGACGCGAUAGAAGAGACAAAUAUCGGACGUAUGCGGAGAGUGACAGUGAAGUUGAAAUUCCCGAGAUAAGGCCUAAACCCAGCGCUCGCUCCAAGACGACCUCUCAAUUCGAGUCCAGUGCAGAAUACGCCCGAAGGUCCUCUCCACGAACUUCCAAAUCCCGCGAUUAUGACGAAGAGAGUGUCGAGGAAAAGUGGGAAAGACAUCAUCAGGAGAGCAAGAAGUACAUCUCCAAGGCUGCUAACCGCCCCGCCCUUGAACGAACUGGAUCUGACGCCUACCAAUAUUGGAAUGGAGAAGCCAGAGGCGGUGGCAGGAGGAGUGACGAGGACGGUGAGCGAAGACCUGGUUCGUCCAAGGGCCGUCGCACACAGGCCGAAGAUUACUUCACCCCGCCUUUCGCCAAGUCCACGUCCUCCCCGAGCGCUCUCAAUGCUCAUGUCGAGGAACGUGCACCCAGGUCUAGCGUGGGAACAACACGCGAGCGUGAGCGUGAACGCGAUCGGGACCGGCCGCGCUCCCGCGACCGAGAAAGAGAUCGCGAUCAUCGGAAAGGGGUGCCUCCUAAUUUGCGUCGUGCGGAAACCACACCGAUUCUCAAGAUGCCCAAGAAGGACACGGCACCCGCGAAAGGUUCUAAUCUGAAGCACGGAGAGACUCACAUGCAUGACUCUGGCUAUGGCAGCGGUCCGAGCCCACACACUCCAGAGACGAGAGAGAAAAGUCCGUCACGGCCUAGCAAAACUCGGUAUCCUUCGACUACUUCUACCAAAUAUCGUGUUAACCCAGACAUGGAUGACGAGGACCUCUCAAGGACUCCACGGCUGAACAAGAUCAACGACGACUACGGACCCUCCCGGUAUGACAGGGGACUUCACCGCAGUCCAGAAGCCAUCAAAAGAGAACCACUACCCCGAGAGUCCGACCGUCCUAGAGAGAGGCCCGAACGUCCUACGCUUGACUCAGGACGCAAACAGUCUUCGCGCGGCGCUUCUUUGAUGCAAGAAUUCGUUCCAACUCCUGUUCGACGAAGCGGUUCGGGGCGGUAUGAGGACGUUCCUUCGCCUCGCUCUCCGCGAGACACACCUCCCGUCACACGUAACAAUAGUGGCCGCGAAAAAUUGUUCGGUGAGAUGUCGCCAGACGAGCGUGAGGCUUCGCGAUACAGCCGGCCUUAUUCUGAGGAUAAGGUCCACAUUACCCCCCGGAGGGAACCACAGUAUUCCAACUACUCACGAGACCCGGCUGAGUACCGCGAGAGCGAUUAUAGCCCACGUAUGCGUGACGGCCAUCGAACUACCAGACGACCCUCAGCUGUUAGCGUGGGGGCAUACUGAUUGCAUUGGGAUCCUUACGAUGCCAUCAUGGGGAUCUGUCUGUUUGAUAUCGACGUUUUGACCUCGCCAUCCGAGUUGAUUGUCAUGACUUUUGGCACAACCUCUACGUACAUAUUGGAGAUGACUACAUUCAAUUC
Molecule: messenger RNA, 2563 nt
Organism: Exophiala viscosa
Lineage: Eukaryota; Fungi; Ascomycota; Eurotiomycetes; Chaetothyriales; Herpotrichiellaceae
Exons: 1
Coding region: 468-2426 (652 amino acids)
Cellular component (GO): endoplasmic reticulum
Molecular function (GO): protein-folding chaperone binding; misfolded protein binding
Source: RefSeq, a predicted model, not a curated record